GCCUCCAAGCCCCGCCCCCUGGGCGCAGCUCUCGCGAGACCCGGGGCGCCGGCGGCGCGAGAUGUGCGGUGGCUGUGUGGGCACCGAGUACCCGGAGCGGGGCACCACCUGCCUGGAGGGCGGCUCCUUCCUCCUGAACUUCGUGGGCUGCGCGCAGUGCGGCCGCCGGGACUUCGUGCUGGUCGCGAACCGGGCCGCGGGCCUGCACGGCGGGGAGGAGAUCGUCACCUAUGACCACCUGUGCAAGAACUGCCACCACCUGAUCGCACGCCACGAGUACACCUUCAGCGUGGUGGACGACUACCAGGAGUACACCAUGCUGUGCCUGCUCUGCGGCCGUGCCGAGGAUUCCAUCAGCAUCCUGCCCGAUGACCCUCGCCAGAUGACCCCGCUCUUCUGAACCGACUUCCAGCCUGGAUGCAAGGAAUGCCCGAUACUGGAUGCUCCCGUGUUUCUGGAAGCCCUGUGGCUCUGACCCCGGCUGCAAGGAUGGGGUGCAGCACCACGGCCCGAGCCCCCCAUGUGCUGAAGACAUAAAGGGGACCCCAAAACAGGGUCUCUGUCACCCUAAAACAGGAUCCAGAGGGAUUCCCACCCCAUCCCUGCCUCAGGAGGCCUCUUGUGUGGGGCAAUAAAUGUGACACGUGACAGCUCA
Chiroxiphia lanceolata (lance-tailed manakin) is the source of this 655-nucleotide messenger RNA. It is a transcript of the gene CHURC1, whose product is annotated as churchill domain containing 1. The transcript has 5 exons. Lineage: Eukaryota; Metazoa; Chordata; Aves; Passeriformes; Pipridae. The record is from RefSeq and is a predicted model, not a curated record. Gene Ontology annotation, molecular function: zinc ion binding. Bases 62 to 400 code for a protein of 112 amino acids. Gene Ontology annotation, biological process: multicellular organism development; fibroblast growth factor receptor signaling pathway; positive regulation of DNA-templated transcription.